This is a messenger RNA of Ambispora leptoticha, 2071 nucleotides long. Lineage: Eukaryota; Fungi; Glomeromycota; Glomeromycetes; Archaeosporales; Ambisporaceae. The record is from the annotation of a GenBank genome assembly.
AUGGCGAAGCAUAAGCACAUGUUGUUAGCGAUUGAGGACUUGACCAGCUAUAUUAAAAGAAGGGCUCUAGUCAAAAAGAAUGCUAAAAAUAUAGACCAAUUUAUUUGGGAAGAUAUAAUCUUGCACCAUGGAUGCUUUACCGCUCUAGUAUCGGAUAGAGUGACUGACUUUAAAAAUACAAUAAUAAAAGAACUGUUGUUGCGUUUGAACAUAGAUCAAUGUUUUGUUGCUAGUUACCAUCCUGAGGCAAAUGGUCACGCAGAACGUGUGGACCAAAAUGCGAUUUGGGCUAUAAACACAACUGUUGGUGACCUGGGGUACUCCCCUUUUCGUCUAGUUUAUGGAAGAGAUGCAAUAAUGCUAAUCGAAUUGGUGAUGGAGAGUUAUCAUACGUAUGUGUUGAGAAGCCAAUGGACAACUAAUGAGUUACUUGAAUACCGAUCCCUACAAAUAAAAGGUUUGGUUGGUGAUCUGAAAAAUGUGCAAACAAAUCGUGAUGAAUUGAAAUGGCAGUGGAAAGAGGUGAUAGAAGUUGGAGAAUUUGGUCAAUUUUACCUUGAAGAAGUUGAUGGAUUGAAGUUGAAAGACCCGAUCAUAAGAAAUCGAGUAAAGAAAUUGAAAUUGGAUGGUUACGAACCUGACUGUGAGGAUAGAAUGAUUAAAGAACGAAUAAGUCAAGUGUAUGAAGAACAAUCGGACAAUGAAGAAUAUAUUUCUUCGGAGGACGAUCUAUCCGACCUUUUGCUAGAUAUGAAAGUUUGUAAUGUUGGAAAUUGGAUUACAUGGGUCGAACUUCAGAACGAAGUCCCGGGGGGUCUAGCUCAUGUCGGGAUUAUUAUUGGAUGCACGUGGAUAGAUGAUCAGGGUAUAACGUGCAGAGAUCAAAUUCAAUAUGGGAUGAUUGAUGUAAUGAUUAGUAAUAAGUUUAUUAGUAAUACUAAUUUGAAGACUAUAGGUAAAAACUACAAAAGCCUAACUAAUAACGCAGUGUGCCUUGUGAUUGAAGGUUGGAGACGCUGCAAAGUGAAGGGGCAAGGAGGUAGUACUAAAGCAAACGUAGUGAAGCCACGAGCUCUGUGGAUAAUUGAGCUAUACAAGAUCUCAUUAUUGGCAAUUAAACUUUGUGUGACGAUAGUGCAAGAAGAAUUGGAAAGCUUUUGCUGGAGGCUUUUAUUUGAACUUUCAUUGGUGUUUUUUGUUGGUGAACUUUUAUUUGCGGCUUUUGUUGUAGACUUUGUUAUAGAUUUUUUACUGGUGAAUUUUGUUGGACCUCAUGUUGUGAUCAGGCCUGCAGCAGCAAUAGCAGUAGAAGGUCCUCAUGUUGUGAUUAUGACCAACAGCUACAAUAAUAGUGCAACUGCGAUAGCAGUGCAAGGAUCUUAUAUUGUAAUUUGGCGCUAUGACUACAUUAGCUCCGCAGCUGUGCAAGGACCUCAUAUUGUAAUUUGGCUUCACGCCUAUAUUUGUAGUAAAGACCCUCAUAUAAUGUUUAGGCGCUUCGCGGCUGUGAUAACAGUGCAAGAACCUCAUGUUGUGAUUGGGCUCCGCAUCUGUGAUAGCAGCUCUGCGGCUGUGAUAGCAGUGCAAGGACCUUAUGUUUUGAUUAAACUCCACGACUAUGCUAGCAGUGCAAGGACCUCAUAUAACUCCGCAUCGGCGAUAGCAGUGCAAGGACCUUAUAUUGUAAUUAGGCUCUACGCCUACAUUUGUAAUGAAGGAUCUCAUAUUAUGUUUAGGCUCUGCGACUGCUCUGCGGCUGUGAUAGCAGUGCAAGAGCCUUAUGUUGUGAUUAAGCUCUGCAACUGCAAUAGCAGUGCAAAGACCUCAUGCUCCACGCCUACAUUUGUAAUGAAGGAUCUCAUAUUAUGUUUAGGCUCUGCGACUGCAAUAGCAGUGCAAGAAUCUUAUGUUGUGAUUAAGCUCUACGACAGCAAUAGCAGUACAAGGACCUCAUAUAGUGAUUGGCACAGGCUCUGCGGCUGCGAUAGCAGUGCAAGGACCUCAUGUUCCGUGGCUGCGAUAGCAGUGCAAGGACCUCAUGUUAUGAUUAGACUCCACGGCUGCGAUGGCA